CUAAUGCGUCUUCCAUUUGAGACACCGAAGCGCUUCCUUCAUCGUUCACAGUUCACAGCUUAAUUUCUGAAAUUUGAGUUAAAACCUGAUGCUGAAAUUCUUCAGUACCACCGCUCUUGUUUCCAGCAAUGGCAACAUUAAGCUGCUAUUGACUAAACCAUUUUCAAUUUCAUUAUUCUCUCUCAAUUUCAAAUUCUGUUCCACUUCCACCUUCGACCCACACGCAUUCACAGUUUCUUACCUCAUCGACACUUGUGGUUUCUCCCCAGAAACCGCUUCCAAUGUUUCUCAAAAGAUCACUCUCACCAACACCCAAAAGCCCGAUUCUGUUCUCGACUUCUUCAGAACCUUCGGCUUCUCCAACUCUCAAUUACGCGAUAUCCUCAGAAGGGAAAUAGGGUUACUCUCUUGCGACCCCAAAAAGGUAGUUUUACCAAAGUUUCAAUUUUUACUUUCAAAAGGUGCUUCUAACUCUGAUAUUGUUCGCAUUGUUACUGCUAGCCCUAGAUUACUCAAAAGAAGUUUAGAAAAUCAUAUAAUCCCUGCAUAUGAAUCUGCCAGAGAGAUUCUCCAAUCUGAUAAACAAACCAUUGCUUCUGUUAAACGUUUUUGUUACCUUUGUCAAGAUGGUGUUGAAAGUAAUAUCAAAUUGAUGCUUGAUAAUGGAGUUUCUCACUCAAAUAUAGCUAGGUUGUUUAAUUGGUGGCCUAGUAUAUUUUGUUCAUCUGAUUUGUUGAUAACUAUUGAGGAAUUGAAGGAACUAGGUUUCAAUUCUACAACUUCGGCUUAUAGUUCAGCAUUUCUUGCCAAGAGAACUGUUACUAAAGACAAGUGGGCUGAGAAAGUUGAAACCUUUAAGAAAUGGGGUUGGUCUGAUGAACAAAUUAUUCGCACGUUUAGAAAGCAGCCUUUCAUUAUGCUCGUGUCGCGUCAUAAAGUCAAUGCUAUCAUGAGUUUUUGGGUUUAUCAUUUAGGUUUUGAUUCUUUGGACAUUGUCAAAUGUCCUGCAAUUCUUCAACUCAGUCUCGAGAAGAGGAUUAUUCCUAGGGCUUCGGUUGUGCAGUUUCUUGCUUCAAAAGGCCUGCGACGAAAGGGUGCAAGUAAAUACACACCGUAUCUUCUAUCUGAGAAGUUGUUCCGGAACAAGUUUGUGAAAGGUUUUGAGGAGCAUUCUUCUUAUUUGUUAAAGCUUUAUGAGGAAAAAAUUAGUGUUGCAGAUAGCAGUCAGGAACGGCCUUCAGCUGGUGUAAACCAUCUUGAUCAAAUUUUGUCGGUCGUUUCAAUGCUGAUUCGAAAACUCCACAGUGCCACCCACAAACCCCUCAAAGCUAUGCUCUUCACAAAACCUUCUCUUCUAUUCAAACUUCAACAACUCCAACGCUAUCCAUCAAUUUCAUUUUUCAAUUUCUUCUGCACUUCCACCUUCGAUCCACAAUCUUUCACCGUCUCUUACCUCAUCAACAAUUGUGGCUUCUCCCCUCAAACCGCACUCAAAGCUUCCCAAAAAAUUACUCUCCACAACUCCCAAAAGCCCGAUUCAGUUCUCCACUUCCUCAAAACCCACGGUUACUCCAACUCUCAAAUACAUGAUAUCCUCAGAAGGGAACUAUGGAUACUCUCUUGCGACCCCAAUAAGGUAAUUUUACCAAAGUUUCAAUUUUUUCUUUCAAAAGGUGUUUCUUCCUCUGAAAUUGCUCACAUGGUGAUUGUUAGCCCUAGAAUCCUCAGAAGAAGUUUGCAAACUCAUAUAAUCCCUACUUUUGAAUUUGUAAGAACCUUCCUUGAAUCUGAUAAACAAACCAUUGCCUGUAUGAAUCGUUUUCGUUUUGUUUGUUCUGAUCGUGUGAUUAAUAAUGUGAAAAUGUUGAUUGAUGGUGGAAUGUCCAAAUCCAAAAUUGCUAUGUUGUUUCGUAUUUGGCCUAGGAUAUAUUGCUCUUCCACCCUGAUGAAGACUGUUGAGGAAUUGAAACAAUUGGGUUUCAAUACUUCAACUGCUUCUUUUGGGGUGGCAUUGCUUGCCAAGAUAAGUGUCACCAAAACCAAGUGGGCUGAGAAAGUUGAAACCUUUAAGAAAUGGGGUUGGUCUGAUCAACAUAUUAUUUAUGCUUUUAAGAAGCAACCUUUCUGUAUGUUAUCAUCCACUCAUAAAAUCAAUGCAGUCAUGAGUUUUUGGGUUGAUAGCUUAGGUUGGGAUUCUUUGGACCUUGUCAGUGCUCCUGUAGUUAUUCAAUGCAGUCUUGAGAAGAGGGUUAUUCCAAGGGCUGCAGUUCUGCAGUUCCUUGUAUCUAAAGGUUUGAGAAAAAAGGAUGCGGCGUUAUCGGAACCAUUUUCUAUUCCAGAGAAGUUGUUUCUGAAGAAGUUUGUGACAUGUUUUAAAGACGAUUCUUCUCAUCUGUUGAAGCUGUAUGAGGAAAAAAUGAAUCUUGCAAAUAACAUGGAGAAGUCUUCAUCAAGUCUUCAGAUUCACAAUUUGAAUCUCUAUUUGAUAACUAUGAUUGGGAGUGUGCAACUUGCAUGAAAGUUUUGGACAAUUUUGGGAAAAAGUGGUCAAUGUGGCCAAAUUGUGGUUUGUUAUAUAGUUUGACAGGAGGCUGUCACAUAGUGCAAUUUUAUGGCGAAACAACAAUGUUAAUGUUUUAGAGUAGGAUCUGUGGAGAAUGAUCCUAAGAUAUGCAAUGAUAUGUAGUGGUCUAUUCUCAA
This is a messenger RNA of Cicer arietinum (chickpea), 2700 nucleotides long. The record is from RefSeq and is a predicted model, not a curated record. Lineage: Eukaryota; Viridiplantae; Streptophyta; Magnoliopsida; Fabales; Fabaceae.